Molecule: messenger RNA, 3171 nt
Organism: Ctenopharyngodon idella (grass carp)
Lineage: Eukaryota; Metazoa; Chordata; Actinopteri; Cypriniformes; Xenocyprididae
Exons: 8
Coding region: 213-1754 (513 amino acids)
Source: RefSeq, a predicted model, not a curated record
UGCUCGUAGAUUCUCUGAAGGAUAGAAAAGUCGCAGUUCUCAGUGGGCGUUAGUACCGUCUCUCCGUUAGCGUCCGUAACGUGAUUUAUUCACGUUUAUGUCAGUGUUUGAGUGCGGUUCAGAAGCGACGGAGAUUCUGCAGAACAGAAUAAUAUAAAUUAUCUCCAUAUAGAUCAGCUUUAUUAAUUCAGCUCUACAACAACGUGCAGAACAUGCUUUUGUUCUUUCUAUUCUUAUUGUUAGAGGACGGUGUGUCUGGUGCAGAGACGGAUGAAACCGUGAUGGAGGGAGAUUCUGUCACUCUACACACUGAUAUUACUGAAAUACAAAACGAUGAUACGAUACUGUGGCUGUUUGGACCUAGAGACUCUGUCAUAUCUCAAAUAGCAAGAAAGGCAGAUUUGACUUCAUUUUUUGUCACUGAUGAUGCUGGAUUCAGAGGCAGAUUGCAGGUGGACCAAAAGACUGGAUCUCUGACCAUCAGAAACACCAGAAUCAGACACUCAGGACGAUAUAAACUAACCGUCUCUAGAGAAAAGACUACGACGAAAAUAUUUAAUGUUACUGUCUUUGCGGUGGCUGGUGAGACGGAUGGAGUGAAGUCAGAGUCAGUGAUGGAGGGAAAGUCUGUCACUCUACAGAAUAAUGUUGAAGUCCAGAGAGAUGAUCUAAUAGUGUGGAAGUUUGGAGAUAAAGGCAUCCUCCUGGCUAAAAUCGAUCUGGAAACUAAAGAGAUCUCAUUAAACGAUGCUGAUGAGAGAUUCAGAGACAAACUGCAGCUGAACCAGAAUGGCUCUCUGAUUAUCAAGAAGACCAAAACCGAACACACUGGACUUUAUGAGCUACAGAUCCGAGGCCGUGAAAGCGAUCAGCGUUUCCUUCUUUCUGUGACUGCUGUUGCAGGUCCACGUCUGUCUCCAGGUGUUUUAGCAGGGAUUGUUGUUGCUGCUCUGCUUGUGGCGGCAGUUCUGGUCUCUGUUGUGAUUUACUAUCACCGCAAGAUCUCUAAACUAAAAAAACGAAUGGAUGCUGAGACAGUUGAAGUGACAAAAAUGUCAGUGGAGGAGGGAAAAUCUUUUACUCUACCCACUGGUCUUAAUAAACUACAUAAUGAUGAUGAGAUUCAGUGGUAUUAUCAGGAGGAAAAGAAUUAUAAUCUCAUAGCUAUCAAAGGAAAGAGCAAUGAAAAUUUACAGGAGGGUGCUGAUGGGAGAUUCAGAGGCAUACUGAAUUGGGGUGAGAAUGGAGAUCUCACCAUCACAGACAUCAGAACCAUUCACUCUGGACUCUAUAUACUAAAGACAAAAAACAAAUGCAAGAAAAUCACUGUUUCUGUGGAAGUAAAGAACAUACGAGUGAAGGAGGGAGGUUCUGUCCGUUUCGAGACUACUGCUGAAAUACAGGGUGAUGAUCUGUUGCUGUGGAUGUUUGGAGCUGAAAAGAGUCUUGUUGCUACAAAUGCUACAUGGCCAAUUAAAACUGAUGAGAGAUUCGCAGGAAGAGUGGAGCCGAAGGAGAAUGGAUGUCUGACCAUCAAAAACAUCAGAACUGAAGACAAAGGACAUUAUAAAUUACAGAUCAUUAACAGCAAACAGACCACAUGCAGGAGAUUCAAUGUGACUGAUGUGUCAUCAUGCUGCUGCAAGCAGUCAUGUCUUCCACAAUGUUUGGCUAAUCAGAUGGUUACUGUAGUGACACCACUGUUGAAAGAACAUGAUGGAAAGAAUAAGCCGGAGGAAACAACUUCAGUUUGAGAUAAGACACGCCCACCCGUGUCAAUCACUAUGACAUCUACAACACGUGAGCUCCAUAUACAACAAUACAAACAUAUUUCUAUAUAUCUUGUGAAAGUGAGAACCCCAUUUCUGUUGAGCUGUUAAACUGCAGAGUAAAAAGCUUCUUAGGUUGGUGGCUAAUGAAACUCUUUCAUACACCAAUACACUAAUGCUACACUUCAUUCCUGUAACUCUGUUAACAAAAUACUGGCUUCACUUUCAGAUCUUUGAUAUUGUGUGAUAGUAAACAGUGAGAGUCAGAAAUUUAAUAUAAGAUCUGAGUGUCAUACAACGUGUUAUUGCUUUGAAAAAUGCCAGAAGUGGGCAGUGCGUUGGGCUUCUUGAUUUCAAGAAUCGAGCGCAAUGGUCAAACAUGUCCAUCUAGUGAAUGUUUACAUUGUAAAACUGUUAAAGCAGUAAAGACGAGCUCUGUGAACCAGACUUAGGGGCUUAGAAACUCCUACAGACACUAAACUCACUGAUGAACAAGUAUUUAUAGCUGCAAAAUACAUAUCCAGAUCCUUAAUAAAGGAUGAGGUGAUGACUACAUCCAUCAGGAGUUAGUACUCUAAGAUCUCACAUUUGGCAGUCUUUUGUCCAAGAAUCUGUUUAUCUGUUUUUCUUUUCUGAAUUAAACAGUAGGAAAUCACUAGUCAUUAAGUUGGUAGGUACCAUCUAUGCAGUCCAUUGCUUUGGAGAUUUGUUAGAUUUCAUCAGACCUCAAGGGAAUAUGAAGCUGAGUAUUAUUACUGUAACAAUAAAAAUGAACCAAAUGUCUCCCAGGGAAAACAUACAUUAAGUUAUCUGGUACAUUACAGUGGGAAUGGAUUGGCUUUGAUCACUUAUCUUGUAUAAUGACAGUCUGUUGUCAGACACAUUCCCUCUUACGCUGGUGUGCACCAUGACAGAGGAGACCAUUUGAAGACGUAGAAGGAAAGAGUUCUGCCUGAUCACCUGAGAUUUUCAAAGUAUUUUUGUGAAUGCAUGUAAUCAAAUGUUUUCAUAAACAGUAUGAAGGAGGGGGCAUGAAUGAUCUAAAGAUCAAAUUAGAAUUAGCAGCCUUUUUGUGUUUGUGGCUUUGAAAAAAAAAAAAAAACCCUUAAUUUAUGUUUUAUUUAUCUCUUCUCACUAACACUGCUUUAUAUCUGUAUAUGUAUUAUUACUUUUCCAGUUACAGUUCUGUGCUGUGUUGUCUUUAUUAGUUAAUGAUAAUGGAAAGUCCUUACUUCAAGCUUUUAAUUGUUACAGGACGAUGUUGUAAAGCAGCAAUUUUCCAUUGACUUUGCUACAAUAUAAUAACACUCAUUGAAUUUGUGCUGGUCAGGUGAAAAUCUGACCGAUCAAGCAUAAACAAAGACACUAACUAAUGUCAUUAAAUAAACUGCUAAUUUUACCA